UUAUCGAAACGCACGUGACCUACACCAUGGAUGGUUAUAUCUUGACACUGCACCGUUUGCGUUGUAAUAAAGUAUUCGAGGAAAAUGACUACCAAAGUAAAAAGCGCAUAAUCUUGCUUCAUCAUGGGCUACUAGGCAGCUCAGCAGACUGGUUGCUACUUGGACCGAAAAAGGCACUACCGUAUAUUUUAUCUGACGAGGGCCACGAUGUUUGGAUGGCAAAUGCCAGGGGAAACAUUUACUCCCGUUCUCACGUUAGUUUGAACCUUAACUCUGACGAAUAUUGGAACUUUUCAUGGCAAGAGAUCGGUGAACGCGAUCUGCCGGCUACAUUGGAUUACAUAAGGAAGACAAGCAACAGCACCGAACCCAUAGAUUAUAUCGGCCAUUCAAUGGGAGCGACUGCCUUAUUAGUGUUGCUUUCAGUUGAUCAAAACUAUAAUAGAUACAUUAGAAUUGCCUUCUUACUUGCUCCAUUAGCAUUUAUGGCACACACUCAAGGUCCAAUGGAAAUUAUGGCAAAAAUGGAAGAAGCAGACCUCUUAAAACUUUUAGGCACAAGAGAAUUCGCGCCUAAGAGACAAGCCCACCUACCUGCAAAUUACGCAGAGUUUAUAUCUAAAAUGUGCAACGAUUUAGCUGUUUAUUGUACAAAUCCAUUAUUUUUUCUAAGUGGAAGUCCUUUGCAAGAAGGUACCAGAACGACCGAGUCGACCGAUCAGCUCUUGGAAUAUACCCCGGCCGGUGCAUCCUCGAAAACAAUAAUUCAUUAUCUCAUGUUAAUUGCAAGCAAAAAAUUUCAUCAUUAUAAAAGACCUGAUUGGCAGUUCAAAUUAAAAUACAUAAGUACUCCAAUCCUCAUUUUAAGUUCAAACGAUGAUUUAAUAUCGAACGCAGCGGAUAACCAGAUGUUGUAUUUAUCUAUUUUGAAUCCACUGGGUCAUAUAAUAAUUAAAGAUCAGAACUUUAGCCACACUGAAUUUGCUUGGGGUUUCAAUGCGGACUUACUAAUAUAUUAUAAAAUUAGAGAUUUGAUUGAGUUGGGCCCCGAUAUAAUAACGGUACAAUAAAAGUUUUAUGUUUUACUUGAAAUUUGAUAAAUAUUGACAAAGCCGCAUCCUGUGACAUUGAUUCGGACCUUAA
Messenger RNA from Leguminivora glycinivorella, 1143 nucleotides. RefSeq names its product lipase 3-like. Gene Ontology annotation, molecular function: hydrolase activity, acting on ester bonds. Lineage: Eukaryota; Metazoa; Arthropoda; Insecta; Lepidoptera; Tortricidae. The transcript has a single exon. The record is from RefSeq and is a predicted model, not a curated record. Gene Ontology annotation, biological process: lipid metabolic process. Bases 27 to 1070 code for a protein of 347 amino acids.